Podospora bellae-mahoneyi is the source of this 2571-nucleotide messenger RNA. It is a transcript of the gene CHL1, whose product is annotated as ATP-dependent DNA helicase chl1. Gene Ontology annotation, cellular component: nucleus. Gene Ontology annotation, biological process: establishment of sister chromatid cohesion; nucleobase-containing compound metabolic process. Bases 1 to 2571 code for a protein of 856 amino acids. The record is from RefSeq and is a predicted model, not a curated record. The transcript has 3 exons. Gene Ontology annotation, molecular function: ATP binding; DNA helicase activity; DNA binding. NCBI's taxonomy places the organism in Eukaryota, Fungi, Ascomycota, Sordariomycetes, Sordariales, Podosporaceae.
AUGGCCGCGCCCACCAGUGAAGAACCGAUCGACUUCCACCACCCUUACACCCCCUACCCGGUCCAGCUAGAGUUCAUGCGCACGGUCUAUGAUGUUCUGGAGAGAGGGAACGGCCAGGUCGGGAUUUUGGAAUCGCCUACUGGUACAGGGAAGUCGCUUUCGCUUAUCUGCUCUGCGAUCACCUGGUUGAGGAACCACAAGAGGAAGGGGCUUGAUGCUGGGUUGGAUGAGACGAAAAGGCAGAUGGUGGGGGAGCCGGAGUGGAUGGUGGAGACUACCCUGAGAAGGAAGAGGGAGGAGUUGGUGGGGAAGUGGGAGGAGCGGGAGGAGAGGUUGGAGAGGCUGAGGAGGAAGGAAAAAGAGUUGGAGGAGAGGGGGAGGGAGAGGAAACGGGUUAGGGUUGAGGAGGGACAGAUGGGGGGGAGGAAAGAGGUGGAUGAGGAGGAGGAGUUUUUGGUGAUGGUGGGGGGUGAUGAGGAUGAGAGGGAUGAAGAGGGGCUGAGUAGGGAGACGAGGGAGAUGAUGGUUAAGGUUGGGCUGGGGAGGUGGAAGAAAGAGGAGGAGGAGAGGGAUGGGGACGAGGGAGAUGGGGAGGGGAUAAAGUGGCAGAUCUAUUACACGUCGAGGACGCAUUCACAGCUGACGCAGUUUAUUUCUGAGUUACGGCGGCCGGAGUUUCCACCAUCGCUGCCGGUAGAAAUACUCGAGAAAGAUGGAAAAGAAGAGACGAAAGAGACAGUCAAAGAAAUCACACUAUCUUCUCGGCAAAAGCUGUGCAUCAACCCAACUGUUGCCCGUCUGGGUUCUGUUUCAGCAAUCAACGACCGGUGCACAGAGCUUCAGCAGUCAAAAUCCAAAGAGAAAUGCGCGUUUAUGCCCAACACGGAAAAUUUAAAGCAAACCCACCAGUUCAGGGAUACCACCUUGGCCACGGUGCCAGAUAUCGAGGACAUGUACAGGAUAGGGAAACAGCUGCAGGUUUGCCCUUACUAUGCGUCCCGGACCGCCAUACCAGGUGCUGAGAUUAUCACUCUGCCGUAUCCGCUGCUGCUGCAAAAGAACGCAAGAGAGGCGCUGGGGAUCGAGCUGGAAGGGAGUGUCGUGAUUAUUGAUGAAGCCCACAAUAUCAUGGACGCUGUGGCGAAUGUGUAUGCCGCCGACAUCCGGCUGAGCGAGCUAAGGAGAGGCAGGCAAAUGUUGGGUGUUUACGUCAAGAGGUUUGGCAAGAAGUUGAAAGGCGAGAACAGAGUCAUGGUGGCCCAGAUAGGCAAGGUGGUGGAAUCCCUCAAGAACUGGUUGGAAACGCAGUUGCAGGUCAAGAGCGACCAAGGAAUCGCCGACCCAAACUCGCUCCUGAAAAGCCGCGGCGCCGACCAAAUCAACCUCUACACCCUAAUGAAAUACAUUCAAGAUUCCAAACUCGCCUACAAAGUCGAAAGCUACAUCGCUCAUGCCGAAGACUCCCAGGACAGCUCACCAAAAUCGUCCACCCCCGUCCUCCACACCUUGGUGUCCUUCCUAGCAGCGCUCACAAACCUCAGCACCGAAGGUCGAAUCUUUUACGAAAAGCUUCCAGGCGACAACCCCGACAUCAAGCUUUCUUACUUGUUGCUCUCCCCCACGCACGCCUUCUCGUCCAUCGCCUCGUCCGCCAGAGCGGUUAUCUUAGCCGGCGGCACCAUGUCCCCGUUUGAAGACUACAAAGCCCACUUGUUCCCCGAGCUGCCGGGUGGUAAGCUGACCACCCUGAGCUGUGGGCAUGUCAUACCCGAGACAAACUUGUUUGUGCACACUCUGGCGUCUUACAAACCUGGCGGGUUGGACACGUUUGAGUUUAGCUUUGGGAAGAGGUCGGACAAGACCAUGAUCAAGAACUUGGGGUUGGUGCUGUUGAAUAUUUGUUCUGUGGCGCCGGAUGGGGUGGUGGUUUUCUUUCCUAGCUACGGGUAUCUAGAUGAGGUGGUGGGUGUUUGGCAGCAGGGGGAGGGGGGAGGGAAGUCGAUUUGGGAGAGGUUGGAGGCGAAGAAACCGCUUUUUCGGGAUGUGUCGUCGUCGACGGGUGGGGGUGCUUCUUCGACGGAUGAUAUUUUGGGUCGGUAUUCUACCGCUGUCGAUGCCCCGGAUAGACCGCACAGAGGGGCGGUGCUGUUUUCCGUUAUUGGGGGGAGGUUAUCAGAGGGGAUCAAUUUCUCUGAUGCGCUGUGUCGGUUGGUGUUGACUGUUGGGUUGCCGUAUCCGAAUUUACACUCGCCCGAGUGGAAGGCUAGGAUUGAGUAUUUGGAGAGCACGUGUAUUGCUAGAGGAGGAAGCAAGGAAGAGGCAAAGGUGGAAGCCAGGGAAUUUUACGAAAAUGCGGCCAUGAGGGCGGUGAAUCAGAGUAUUGGACGAGCUGUGAGGCAUAGGGGGGAUUGGAGCGGGAUUGUGCUUGUUGAUCGGAGAUAUGGGAUGGAGAGGGUGAGGGGCAAGUUACCGGGGUGGAUUAGGAAUGGGAUGAAAGGGGAGGGAAUGGAUAACAGAGGGGUGGCGGGGUUGAUGGGAGGGUUGGGGGCUUUUUUCAGGGGAAAGGCUUGA